GGUUUUCCACCUUCGUUUCCCGUCCGAGGUGUUGGGUCAUAAUCUGGGGUUGGAGGCAAACGUGUCCCCGGAUCCUCCCUUGGCUGCUUCUGCCCCCAUCUCCCGCUGCUAUCUGGGGGUUUUGCAUAUGCUCUGGGUAUGGAUUUGAGACACCUUGAGGGAGUUUCCGAAGGAAGAGGAGGGUCAACCUUUGGGAGUAGCCGACCGGCAGGACGCAUGGUGACCCUGGUCACACUUGUUGCCAGUCGCGUGGUGGGACAGGCAGUGGUGCUGAAAAAAGCUUGUUUCUCCUGGUAUUGAGUCGUCCGUGGAACCCGGGAGCGAAGAAGACAUACCUGGGUGAGGAUGGGAGACCAGGAUUAAGAGGAGACUGAUACGCUGGGGCAGAGAGGGAGUGGCGGCACCUGACUUGCUGGAUCCAAAAUCUGCCGCUCAGAACUCCAAACCAAGGCUCUCAUUUUCCACGAAACCCACAGUGCUUGCUUCUCGGGUGGAGAGUGAUACGACCAUUAAUGUUAUGAAAUGGAAGACGGUCUCCACGAUUUUCCUGGUGGUUGUCCUCUAUCUCAUCAUCGGAGCCACCGUCUUCAAAGCACUGGAGCAGCCUCACGAGAUUUCACAGAGGACCACCAUCGUGAUCCAGAAGCAAACAUUUAUUUCCCAACACUCCUGUGUCAAUUCGACUGAGCUCGACGAACUCAUCCAGCAAAUAGUGGCAGCAAUAAAUGCAGGGAUUAUACCGUUAGGAAACACCUCCAAUCAAAUCAGUCACUGGGACUUGGGAAGUUCCUUCUUCUUUGCUGGCACUGUUAUUACAACCAUAGGAUUUGGAAAUAUCUCACCACGCACAGAAGGGGGGAAAAUAUUCUGUAUCAUCUAUGCCUUACUGGGAAUUCCCCUCUUCGGUUUUCUGUUGGCUGGAGUCGGAGAUCAACUAGGGACCAUAUUUGGAAAAGGAAUUGCGAAAGUGGAAGAUACCUUUCUUAAGUGGAAUGUUAGUCAGACCAAGAUCCGCAUCAUCUCAACAAUCAUAUUUAUACUGUUUGGGUGUGUGCUCUUUGUUGCUCUGCCUGCGAUCAUAUUCAAGCACAUAGAAGGCUGGAGUGCCCUGGAUGCCAUUUAUUUUGUGGUUAUCACUUUAACAACCAUUGGAUUUGGUGACUACGUUGCAGGUGGAUCAGAUAUUGAAUAUCUAGACUUCUAUAAGCCUGUCGUGUGGUUUUGGAUCCUUGUGGGACUUGCUUAUUUUGCGGCUGUCCUGAGCAUGAUUGGAGACUGGCUCCGAGUGAUAUCAAAAAAGACAAAGGAAGAGGUGGGGGAGUUCAGAGCCCAUGCUGCUGAGUGGACAGCCAACGUCACAGCCGAGUUCAAGGAAACCAGGAGACGGCUGAGUGUGGAGAUUUAUGACAAGUUCCAGCGCGCCACCUCCAUUAAGCGGAAGCUCUCUGCAGAACUGGCUGGGAACCACAACCAGGAGCUGACUCCUUGUAGGCGGACCCUGUCCGUGAACCACCUGGCCAGUGAGAGGGAUGUCUUGCCUCCCUUACUGAAAACUGAAAGUAUCUAUUUGAAUGGAUUGACGCCACACUGUGCAGGCGAGGAAAUUGCUGUUAUAGAGAACAUUAAAUAGCCCUCUCUUUCAAGAGCCUUAGGCAUAGCCAUAGGUGAGGACUUCUAUAUGAUCUUUAUGACUGUUGCUGGUAGCAUUUUUUAAACUGUGCAUGAGCUCCAAAAGUGGGGGAAAAAUAGAUACACCCAUCAUGGUCAUCUGCCAUCAAAAGAAUCUGGAAUUCUGAGCCAGCACUAUCUUUUUGAUGAUGCUUGUUGAAAGAUCCACUUUCUUAGAUGAGUGGAGUAAAACAAGCAAUGUCUGAUGCCUUUCUGUGCCCAGACUGUUUUUCUCUCUUUUUUUCUAAUGUGCCAUAAGGCUUCAGAAUGAAUUAUAAUUGUUUCUGGUAAUAAUGUAGCUUCGAGGGAUCAGUCCUUAAUUUUUCAGGGUCUACCUAACUGAGCCUAGAUACGGACCACUUAUGGAUGACGUUUCUUUUUGUAAAUGGCAAGAAAUUCUUACGCAGCCUUUUACCUAAGAAAUUUUCUGUCAGUGCCUUAUCUUAUGAAGAAGCAGAACCUCUCUCUAGCUAAUGUGUGGUUUCUCCUUCCCCGCCCCACACCUAGGCUCACCUACAGUCCUUUACCCCAUGACCCCCAUUUGAAUACCAUACCUUGCUGGAAACUGUGUAAAAUGACUGACGUGAUGAUACCAGAAGAAGGAAUAGAUGCCAAAUUAGAUGGACAUUGAAGCAACACUCAGAAACCCUAGCAGUAAAGGCACUGCAGAGAAAUGAGGGGCAAAGAUGGCCCCUCUGAGUAUUUAUUUGACUCAGGUACCAGUGGUACACACAUACAGUGUCAUUAUUACCAGGCUGGUAAAAUUGGCUGCUCCCAGUCCCUUUUUUUCCUGGCAGUAUUUGGAAUUGGUCAUUUAUUAAUAACUAUACAUUUUUUAAAGCGGAAGAAGAUAAUCCAUAUAUAUAUAUAAGUAAUCUGGCAGAAGAAAACUGUUAAAAGGAUAUUUUUAGGAGGUGAUUAGAGAGUUAAGAUUUAAAUUGGAAGCGAUUUAAGAUAAUGGGUGCGAAUUACCAUUCUGAUAAAAACAAGAUAGCGAAACAAUAUGUUAUGAGCAUUUGAAUAAACAUUAUACUGCCAGCAUCAAUUUGCUUUUUGGUGUAUGAAAGAAAGGCUUAUAUGAUUUUCUUUCCUUGAGUGACUUUUGCCAGAUGAGGGGAGGUGACACAGCAGGCAGGACUGGGCUCAGGCCUCACCUUCUGUGGGUGUACCUCUGGAGUUGUGACUGAGUGUGAGAGCAGAAGUUGGAAGUGGGAUCACUGUGAUUUUGCACAUGGAAAAAUGCAGAUUGCAGGCAUAAUUCAUCUCUGACAAUAGAGAAAAAGCUGUUAUAGCACAAUUUAAAUCUUGAGAGCUUUUUUUUUUUUGAAUAGAAAAGGCUGAUAAUCCUUUUUAGUUUAAUUUUAUAUCCUGUAACUCUGGAUGUUUCCAAAAUUCAGAAGAAAUUCAGUAAAGGCACUUAAUAGAUUGCUACUCUUUCUUUUAUUUUCAUACUUAGAUCUGCUGUACAUUGUAUAUAUAAUUUUUAAAAAUGCAGAAAGAAAAUAAUUUCCCUAAAUAUAAUUGCAAAACAUUUCUUUUACUAUUUGAGGGUGGGGGAGGGGUGCUCUGAAAAAGUGGCGUUCAGAUUAGGGUCUUAAAAAUUAACCCAGGAUCUUAAAAAAAAAAAAAAAACUUAAUAGAUGCUUAUUUUCCAAAAUUUAAAUUUAAGCUAAAAAUGUAAAUAUUCAGCUAACUUGUUAAAGGUACUUUUCUAAACUUAAAAAAUUCUAACCGAAAUUUUAGAAAGUCAGGCUCUUUUAGAAAGAAAGCUACAUCCAUUUCCUCAGUAACUGUUCUGAAAGUUCAUAUGGUGGGUUGCACCAUGUAUAAACUGUGAAUUGUAUUGACAAAUAAAGUUUGUAAUUAAAGUCAG
Molecule: messenger RNA, 3541 nt
Organism: Pteropus alecto (black flying fox)
Lineage: Eukaryota; Metazoa; Chordata; Mammalia; Chiroptera; Pteropodidae
Gene: KCNK2
Product: potassium two pore domain channel subfamily K member 2
Exons: 7
Coding region: 518-1630 (370 amino acids)
Biological process (GO): potassium ion transmembrane transport; stabilization of membrane potential
Cellular component (GO): membrane
Molecular function (GO): potassium ion leak channel activity; outward rectifier potassium channel activity
Source: RefSeq, a predicted model, not a curated record